GGGCUGUGGACACAGGUGUCGUAGCCUUGCCUCACCUGGGUAGGGCAGAGCCACCUCUCUCCAAGGGGCACUGAGGCCCCCCUCCAGCAGGUAGCCCAAUCUUCUGGAGUUCAAGGUGACUGACCUUUAGUUGUUCUGCUGCUGAUCUUAACAACAUGGAGACUAAGGAGGCGGAAGAGUUGGGACAAUGCCAGGGGAAGACCACUGCUAGUGGUCUUUGGAAGGCCGGCGAUGAGAGGACUCAUCCUUCCUCUGAUGAAGAGGAGGAAUCAGACAAUGCUGACCCUUUGACGGGAGGAAGAGAAUCACCACGAUGCCACAUCCCUCUCCGAAGGAAUUCCAUAUACUACAGUUCCAUCAGGCACUGGAGUGGAAGAAAAAGUAGGAAUCGCCUAGAAAAGAGCAGUGACCAGGCUCCAGGUUCAUGGGAAAACAGAAGAUCUACGAAGGAGCCCCUGGGCUUGAAUUUGUCUGGAAAGCCAGCCGGUCUCGCCCCUGCACAUCGUGGGGAAAAGAGCGAGUCUUCAUCUACCCCUGGCACCGUGGCCACCCCAGAGGAGUACCCAGCCCUGGCCACAGACAGCCCAACCACUCUCACAGAGGCCCUGAAAAUGAUCCAUCCCAUUCCUUCCGAUUCCUGGAAGAUUUUCAUCGAACAAAUAGGACUCUUGUAUCAGGAAUACCGUGAUAAGUCCACACUUCACGAGAUCGAGACCAGGAGGCUGCAGGAUGCUGAGGUCCAAGUGGCCGUGGACGUGGACGAGUCGCCCACCAGCGAGGAGACCCCACCCGAGGAGGAGCCCGCCAGCUCCACCGAGAAGAAGGCUCUGCCCCAGAUCUGCCUGCUCAGCAAUGCCAACUCCAGGUUCAACCUCUGGCAGGACCUCCCGGAGAUCAGGAGCAGCGGGGUCCUUGACAUCCUCCAGCCCGAAGAGAUCAGACUCCAGGAGGCCAUGUUCGAACUGGUCACUUCUGAAGCCUCCUACUACAAAAGCUUAAGCCUGCUGGUGUCUCACUUUAUGGACAAUGAGAGACUGAAGAAGAUUCUCCAUCCUUCAGAGUCCCACAUCCUCUUCUCCAACGUCCUGGACGUCAUGGCCGUGAGUGAGCGGUUCCUGUUGGAGCUGGAGCAGCGCAUGGAAGAGAACAUUGUCAUCUCUGACGUGUGUGACAUCGUCUACCAGCACGCGGCCAGCCACUUCUCCGUCUACAUCACCUACGUCUCCAACCAGACGUACCAGGAGAGAGCUUAUAAGCAGCUUCUGCAGGAGAAGGCCGCGUUCCGGGAGGUGAUCUCCCAGCUGGAGCUGGACCCCAAGUGCAAAGGCCUGCCUUUCUCCUCCUUCCUGAUUCUGCCAUUUCAAAGGAUCACGCGGUUGAAGUUACUGGUACAGAAUAUUCUGAAGAGGGUGGAAGAGAGCUCUGAACGGGAAUGCACAGCCCUGGACGCCCACAAGGAGCUAGAAAUGGUGGUAAAAGCAUGCAAUGAAGGUGUCAGGAAGAUGAGUCGGACAGAACAGAUGAUUAGCAUUCAGAAGAAAAUGGAAUUUAAGAUUAAGUCUGUGCCCAUUAUAUCUCACUCCCGCUGGCUGCUGAAGCAAGGGGAACUACAACAGAUGUCUGGUCCCAAGACAUCCCGGACCCUUCGGACCAAAAAACUCUUCAGAGAAAUCUAUCUCUUCCUUUUCAAUGAUCUGCUUGUGAUCUGCAGGCAAAUUCCCGGGGACAAGUACCAGGUGUUUGACUCAGCUCCCCGUGGCCUCCUGCGGGUGGAGGAGCUGGAGGACCAAGGGCAGACUUUGGCCAACGUCUUCAUCCUGAGGCUGCUUGAGAAUGCGGACGACCGGGAAGCCACCUACAUGCUGAAGGCCUCGUCCCAGAGCGAGAUGAAACGCUGGAUGACCUCCCUGGCCCCGAAUCGGAGGACGAAGUUUGUUUCCUUCACAUCAAGACUGCUUGACUGUCCCCAGGUGCAGUGUGUCCACCCCUACGUCGCUCAGCAGCCGGACGAGCUGUCCCUGGAGCUGGCCGACAUUCUGAACAUCCUGGAAAAGACAGAAGAUGGCUGGAUUUUUGGGGAGCGCCUUCAUGACCAAGAAAGAGGCUGGUUCCCAAGCUCUAUGGUGGAGGAGAUCAUGAACCCCAAGAUCCGAUCCCAGAAUCUCAAGGAGUGUUUCCGGGUCCACAAGAUGGAUGACGCCCAACGCAGCCAAAACAAAGACCGGAGGAAGAUAGGCAGCAGAAAUCGGCAAUGACCUCUCUCUUCCUCAAGCCCCGACCCCUGAGCCUAGGGCCACUAGGACAGAGAGCAGGUCCUAGGAUGCCUGGAGAAAGAGAAAGAUUGUUGAGUACAAGGGCUGGGACCGAGCGGUAGAAGGGGCUGGGAGGGGCAGCAGGCAGGGGUCUGAUCUUUCCACCUGUGGACUGUGUCCACCCCAACCAAAGGAAUGCUGCUGCAUUUACUGUGUACAGAAGCCCACCCCUCUGCCCCUCCCCUUCCCACCGUGUCAGGCAUUCCUAGUCCUUCUGGCGGCAGAUGCAAUGGGGGAAGGGGAGAGCAGAGAAAUUCCCUUCUUUUGAGCUCAUGAUUUAUAAACAGCAAGCCAGGUGGAUUUUCCACCGCACUGCAUUACUGCCUUUUUCCCGGCCCUCCGCCCCCCAUCCUUUAGUAAGUGUGAGAAACCUUUCACUGCAUGGGCAUGAGGGGACCCAGACCCCAAGCAUUCUCCCCACUCACCCACCCACACCACUUCCCAAGGAGUCCGGAGAGGCAGGCAGCCUUCAGCCACCAGGGACGGUUCCCACCAGUUUCUGAGUUCAAGAACCAGAAGAUUUCUGCUAUCAACAAUAUAGUACCAUAGAGAAAAAGCAUGGCCUGGUGGGGUGUGGUACCUUUAAGAGAAAAUGGAAGCCAUUAUUAGCCCCUAGCACCCAAGAGGAUGCCCUGGGAACAGACCCAAGUGCUCUGGUAUUCGCCUUGGGGUGGAAAUUUGGGCAGCACCCAAGUCAAGUAUGACCCAUCACUAGGUCAUAUUUGUGUAGUAGAAUGAUGCUCCUUCCAGGCCCCCUCCCCAGCAUGCCACUGCCCCUUCCACAGAGGGGGCUCUUACCUGCCCCCGUUUCUGUUACUUGUGGAGACGCAGAAAAGUCACCGAGCCCAGUGCCCCCGGUUGGCCACGGGUUUCCCCAGGUCCGAAUCAGGCACCCAGGAGGAGGGUCCGAACCAGCUCCUCUCUCAGGGUUUCGUGGCUUGUGGGACCCCCUAAGGGGACGGGCUGGUGACGAAGCCAUGCUUCCUUCCGCUAUGCUUGGACGUGCCUCGUAAUGAAACAACUGACCUGGAGGAGACGGGCACCUCUCCCCUCUCUCCAACACGAAGGACCAGUCUUUGAGACCCCAGGCUCAGCUGCAGGCUGGCCUUCUCACACGUGGGGAUCCCACGUCUAAGGGACUGUGGAUGUGACGCAGGAUCGCAUGACCACCCACGCAUGUUCUGACCUUCCCGGGGAGGGGACGGCCCUGGCUUGGGGUGCACGUCCACCUGCCGCUCUGAGCCAUCUGCUGAGGGGAGAAGGCUGUGGCUUAGGGUUGAGGGGACAGAGCCUGUUGGGAGGACAACGGGAUCAGCCGGUCCACAAGCAAGUCUGUUGGUUCCUGCCUCUCCUUGCCACCCAUGUAUAUUUUAAAUGCCUUUUUUGUUUCAUAAAAUACA
Messenger RNA from Vombatus ursinus (common wombat), 3712 nucleotides. It is a transcript of the gene NGEF, whose product is annotated as neuronal guanine nucleotide exchange factor. Gene Ontology annotation, biological process: activation of GTPase activity. The transcript is spliced from 15 exons. Bases 156 to 2255 code for a protein of 699 amino acids. NCBI's taxonomy places the organism in Eukaryota, Metazoa, Chordata, Mammalia, Diprotodontia, Vombatidae. Gene Ontology annotation, molecular function: protein binding; guanyl-nucleotide exchange factor activity. The record is from RefSeq and is a predicted model, not a curated record.